AUGGCUCUAUGGAGAGCUCGAGCGGCUUCGUCUUCUCUCUUCAAUAGGCUUCUCCAACCUCUGAAUCGCUCCUCUGCCGUAUUUGACGGUAGCAGCACUCUUUGCCGCAGUUUCUCCGUUGCCACCGGAAAAGAUGCAGCUGCUGAUGCUAAUUUAUUGAGGGAGACGAUGAAGAGAGAGCUCCUUCAUCUCGACAUCAACUCCCAGACUGGAAGCAACAUGCCGCUUGCUUCGAUGCGAAUUGGUACCAUAAUCCACAACAUUGAGAUGCGGCCGGGCCAAGGUGGGAAGCUGGUUCGAGCUGCAGGGACGAGUGCCAAAAUCAUGAAGGAGCCAACAGCCGAAAUCUGUGUGAUAAAACUGCCUUCUGGUGCUGAGAAGAUCAUCGAUGCUCGAUGCAGGGCGACGGUUGGGGUGGUGUCCAAUGCCAGCCAUGGGGCGAAGAAGCUUACAAAGGCAGGGCACAGCAGGUGGUUAGGGAGAAGGCCAGUUGUUCGAGGAGUGGCCAUGAAUCCGGUGGAUCAUCCCCACGGCGGUGGAGAAGGUAGGAGCAAAAGUAGUGGCUCUUUCGGUAGAGUGUCGCAGACUCCAUGGGGUAAGCCGACUAAAUCUGGGUACAAGACUGGUCCACUCAAGCGCAAAAAGUAG
Messenger RNA from Linum trigynum, 648 nucleotides. NCBI's taxonomy places the organism in Eukaryota, Viridiplantae, Streptophyta, Magnoliopsida, Malpighiales, Linaceae. The record is from the annotation of a GenBank genome assembly.